Sodiomyces alkalinus F11 is the source of this 1124-nucleotide messenger RNA. RefSeq names its product ARF/SAR superfamily. The transcript has 7 exons. The coding region runs from base 108 to 653 and encodes 181 amino acids. Gene Ontology annotation, biological process: protein folding. Gene Ontology annotation, molecular function: GTP binding; GTPase activity. Lineage: Eukaryota; Fungi; Ascomycota; Sordariomycetes; Glomerellales; Plectosphaerellaceae. The record is from RefSeq and is a predicted model, not a curated record. Gene Ontology annotation, cellular component: cytoplasm; microtubule cytoskeleton.
GCCCAACCGAAUGCGAGGUAAUGGGCGCCCAGUAAUAUACGGCGGUGGUAGUUAUACCGCUACGUUAUUCAAGCCAUCCUCCCAUUCAUCUUGAACGCAUCGCCCCCAUGCUAUCUAUUCUGCGAAAAGCCAGGCUGAAGGAUAAGGAGAUGAGGAUCCUGAUGCUCGGUCUGGACAAUGCAGGGAAGACCACCAUCGUCAAGAAGAUCAUGGGAGAGGAUGUCAACACCGUCAGCCCGACUCUGGGCUUCAUCAUCAAAACCAUUGAUUACGACGGAUACAAGCUCAAUAUCUGGGACGUAGGAGGCCAGAAGACGCUACGGUCAUACUGGCGCAACUACUUUGAGAAAACGGACGCUCUCAUCUGGGUCGUCGACGCCACGGAUCGUCUACGCAUUGAAGACUGCAGGGACGAACUCCACGGCCUGCUCCAGGAAGAGCGCCUUGCGGGAGCGAGUCUCCUCGUAUUUGCCAACAAGACGGACGUCAACGGCUGUAUGGACGAAAAAGAAAUCCUGCAGGGCCUUCAGCUAGAAUCUAUACGGACACAUAGAUGGAACAUCCUACAAUGCAGCGCCAUGACGGGGGUAAACCUGAAGGAGGGGCUGGCCUGGGUGGUAGAUGAUGCAAAGAAGCGUCUAUUUCUAUAUUGAGAUGAUUGGCCAUGCGGGGGCGGAAGGAGGGGUCUUCACCAUGGUAGCAGGCAAAGCAUUCCACGACCCUGAGUUCAGCGAGGACACGAGACGGUAACGCCAACACCUAAAUCCGGACAAUGUCGUUUGUUUCCAGGACAGAGUGAAUAUACCCGUCCCCAGCAUUGCCAACCGGAAAAGGCGCACCGUAUGGCCAAGAAUCAAUCCCACGACAGCGAAACGUCGGUGCAAUCCGUAGCAAGCAUAAUCCUGCCACUAGUCGAGUGGCUCAGGGCUCAGGGCUCAGGGGAACACGAUCGGGGCUUUGUCCACCAGUCAGGUCUCCAGCACACGUGUUUUGGGAGAAAGCUGGGCGCGAUUUUAGGGCUUUUCACAAGGGUAAAAGGGGAGGGGGGGGAACGACGGUGGCAAAGAAAUAAAGAGAAUGACUUCAUAGGUAACAAAAGACGAAACAGCCCAGAAAAUGGCAAG